This is a messenger RNA of Camellia sinensis, 2172 nucleotides long. Its product is annotated as galacturonosyltransferase 8-like. Lineage: Eukaryota; Viridiplantae; Streptophyta; Magnoliopsida; Ericales; Theaceae. Gene Ontology annotation, molecular function: polygalacturonate 4-alpha-galacturonosyltransferase activity. The record is from RefSeq and is a predicted model, not a curated record.
CAUUCACACUUCAUUAGCCUAGUUGCCAGCAACGUAUCUCUCUCUCUCACACACGCUCACUCACUCACACAAGAGAGAGAGAGAGAGAGAGUCCCACUCACCACACUCCCAGUACGAGAGCAGAGACUCUGGAAAAAUGGUGAACACAACGCUUCGAAGCUCUCGCGGAUCACUCUCUGAUCGAAAUAAUGGCCUUUCCGGUGGAUUCAUUCGCUCCCCUGCUUCUUUCACCUUCAAGCUUUUCACCUCCGCCAUAGCCUUUGCCGUCUUCCUCUUCUUCACUCUCUCUCUCCUUUUCACUUCCUCCACAAAUCCUUCCGAUCUUAAUCUUGGUUUCAAUUCUGGUUCUUAUGGCGUUGGAUCGAUACGGAGAUCGGUUCUCGCUCUCAAAUCUGAUCCUUUGAAGCCGCGAUUGUAUCAGAUCACGAAACAAGCGAACGAUCACCGUUCUCUUGUUCUCGCUUAUGCUUCCUAUGCUCGGAAGCUGAAGCUGGAGAAUUCGAAGCUCGUUAGGGUUUUUGCUGAUCUCUCACGGAACUACACGACUCUGAUCUCCAAACCUGCGUAUCGGACUCUGUUUGACUCCGAUGCGAGUUCGAUUGAUGAAUCAUUGCUUCGGCAGUUCGAGAAGGAGGUGAAGGAACGGAUCAAGGUUACUCGUCAAUUGAUUUCUGAUGCCAAGGAAUCUUUCGAUAACCAGCUCAAGAUUCAGAAGCUCAAGGACACGAUUUUUGCAGUAAAUGAGCAGUUAACGAAGGCCAAGAAGCAAGGUGCGUUCUCGAGCUUGAUUGCUGCGAAAUCGAUCCCAAAGAGCUUGCACUGCCUCGCUAUGAGAUUGAUGGAAGAACAUAUUGCGCAUCCAGAAAAGUACUCGGACGAAGGGAAGCCGACGCCUCCUGAGUUAGAGGAUCCAAGCCUUUUCCACUAUGCAAUUUUCUCUGACAAUGUUAUUGCAGCGUCGGUUGUGGUGAAUUCUGCGGUGAAGAACCAGAAGGAGCCAUGGAAGCACGUGUUUCAUGUUGUGACUGAUAAGAUGAAUCUUGGAGCAAUGCAGGUUAUGUUCAAGAUGAGGGAUUAUAAUGGAGCUCACAUUGAGGUGAAGGCUGUGGAGGAUUACACGUUUUUGAAUUCUUCUUACGUUCCCGUGCUUCGACAACUUGAAUCUGCAAACUUGCAGAAGUUUUACUUUGAGAAUAAGCUUGAGAACGCAACGAAAGACACAAACAACUUGAAAUUUAGGAACCCCAAGUAUUUGUCGAUGCUGAAUCAUCUGAGGUUUUAUUUACCUGAAAUGUACCCGAAAUUGCACAGAAUCUUGUUUUUGGAUGAUGAUGUGGUUGUUCAGAGGGACCUGACAGGGUUGUGGAAGAUAGAUAUGGAAGGAAAGGUGAAUGGGGCUGUUGAGACUUGUUUCGGGUCAUUCCAUCGGUAUGCACAGUACAUGAAUUUCUCACACCCUUUGAUCAAAGAGAAGUUUAGUCCAAAAGCUUGUGGAUGGGCUUAUGGGAUGAACUUCUUUGAUUUGGAUGCUUGGAGAAAGGAGAAGUGCACAGAACAGUAUCACUACUGGCAGAAUCUGAAUGAGAACAGAACCUUGUGGAAAUUGGGGACAUUGCCCCCUGGCCUGAUCACAUAUUACUCCACAACAAAGCCACUAGACAAAUCUUGGCAUGUUCUGGGGCUUGGCUAUAAUCCAAGCAUAGGCAUGGAAGAGAUUCUCAAUGCUGCAGUUGUGCACUUCAAUGGGAAUAUGAAACCAUGGCUUGAUAUUGCCAUGAACCAAUUUCGGCCACUUUGGACGAAGUAUGUUGACUACGAUAAUGAGUACAUCCAGGCCUGCAAUUUCGGUCUUUAGACAGAUGCUCUGAGCUGAAGCCUAUGCUUGGAGGAUCUGCCAAUGCUAGUCCUGUUGCAAGCAUCUUUUUCGUGAGGCUUAUCUUUUUCCUUACACGUAAUUUAGUGUUCUUAUUUAGUGUCCUAGUAAUUUUAUGUCUACAAACGUAUAGCUUUCUUCUUUUUCUAUAUUAGUUUGUAAUUCUGCUUCAGUUCAUGUGUUUACAAUUAAAUUAUCUUGGCUAAAUGUUAAUAAUUUUUUGGAAAAUUAUUGGAUCAUUACUCUUUCUAUUAAAAACACUUCUAUACUGGUAAUGAAAGGAGCUGAUGAUUCCAAUA